Molecule: messenger RNA, 747 nt
Organism: Fonsecaea nubica
Lineage: Eukaryota; Fungi; Ascomycota; Eurotiomycetes; Chaetothyriales; Herpotrichiellaceae
Exons: 3
Coding region: 1-747 (248 amino acids)
Biological process (GO): protein N-linked glycosylation
Cellular component (GO): membrane; oligosaccharyltransferase complex
Source: RefSeq, a predicted model, not a curated record
AUGUCGUCCAGACUCACACCCUCUCAACCGCUCUCCAAACCCAUUCUGCUCGGCUCUUCCGACACUUUGAAGAUUACUCUCACAACGCAAGAAGGAAAAAGUGCCAAAAGACCACACCAGGCGUUUCUGCUGCUGCAAGACCAAGAUGGCAAACUCGACGUUUCAUAUCCUUUCAGUGUAAAGGAGUCUGGGAAAGCGAAGGUUGAUUUGACACAAAAGGAUCUCCCCGUACAAUUCCUCACUUCAUCAAACGAUACGUCGGGCCUCAGCGCAUCCAUUGUCAUCGCCUCGUUCAGCACCACUCCCGGCUACAAUUCCCCAGCCUUCACACUCCAAGUCAAGACAGACCCAAACACUCCCGCACCACCAGCAGAGAGACCGCUCCGAUACGGAAAGCUUCCAGAAAUCCACCACGUUUUCCGUUCUGACCCUAGGUCUCCGCCCAAGAUCAUCAGUCUGGUGUUUUUGGCCGCUGUGGUGGGAACACUGCCGUUGUUGGCGGGUGCUUGGCUUGCCCUAGGAUUAAAUCUAUCUUCCUUACCCAAAGCAUUCUCCGCCUCCCCGCUCUCGCACGCCUGCUUCCUGUCUUCGCUUGUCGGGAUCGAGGUCGUCUUCUUCCUAUACUACACGACCUGGAACCUAUUCCAAACACUCCCCGUCCUGAGCGUGCUGGGCGUCACGGCGUUUUUGAGCGGCAGUCGCGCUCUGACAGAGGUCCAGGAGCGGCGAUUGGCUGGGACAAGAUAA